Molecule: messenger RNA, 6340 nt
Organism: Apis mellifera (honey bee)
Lineage: Eukaryota; Metazoa; Arthropoda; Insecta; Hymenoptera; Apidae
Gene: 5PtaseI
Product: type I inositol 1,4,5-trisphosphate 5-phosphatase
Exons: 12
Coding region: 369-3242 (957 amino acids)
Biological process (GO): phosphatidylinositol dephosphorylation
Molecular function (GO): inositol-polyphosphate 5-phosphatase activity
Source: RefSeq, a predicted model, not a curated record
UGCGACCGGUGCACGGCGCGAAACCGUGGCCACUCCUCGGCACAGGGGUUGAUUCCUCCGGACACGCGGACCUUUCCCGGCCGGGGGUGACUUUUCAAAUCUAAUUAUUCGAUUCGAGUGCUCGUGUUAACGGAAAAUCAAGUCGUCCGAGUUAGUGCUCGGUCUUGCGACGACACUCUCGACGCAGUGCAGUGUACUUGAUUUGUGUCAAUCCUUCUGACAAUCUUUUACAUUGAUUUUUACAUAUUUUUUUCUACAUUAUCGUCGAUGUCCUCGUGAUUAUCGAGUAAAUUCGAUAUUUAUCUUUUCUCUUCAAUUAUAAGACUGUGCGCUUCUUUCAAAACUUUCCCUUCUUGACACAUUGAAGAAUGGCGGGUAAUAGCGUUCCGGUCUUAUUGGUCACUGCAAAUGUUGGCAGUAUUUUCGAGGAGCCUAGCGUGAUGUUAAAAAUUUGGACGGAAGAAUUUUUAUCUACUAUACUGAGGUUGGAUCCAAAAUUUAUUGCACUGCACUGCCAAGAAGUAGGUGGAAAAAAUUAUGAGCACAGCACCAGACAAGUGGAAGAUUUUGUUAGAUUAUUAAUGUCUUCCGAAGAAUUAAGGCUGUUUGAUAAAAUUAGAGUAUUCUUAGAUGAAGACUAUUCAUCUGCUGAACAUUUUACGGCACUUGGAAAUUUUUACUUUGUGCAUGAAUCUUUGAAAAACGUUUUAUUAUGGGAUUUCCAAGAAUGUACUUUUAUAUCCGUAAAUGGAAAGGAAGUUCAUUCUGGUAACAUAGAAGCAGUCACAACCAAAGAAAAAGCUAAGUUUCCUCAGGAAUUCUUUCCAGAAUGUAAGUGGUCCAGAAAAGGAUUUCUAAGGACACGAUGGAGUAUUAGUGGAACAGUUUUUGAUCUCAUAAACAUACAUUUAUUUCAUGAUGCCAGUAAUUUUAUUGCUAUGGAAACAUUUCCAUCCGUAUAUAGUAAGACGCGUAGAAGAGCACUCGAGCAUACAUUAGAUAGGUUUCAUAAUGAUAAAUAUUCAAAUGUACCAUACUUUUUAUUUGGAGACUUUAAUUUUAGGACAGAUACAGCCGGUGUAAUUAAAAAACUUACAGAAGAUACUCAAGAGAGAAGGUUAUCAAACAAAGGAAGCAUUUCAAAGUUACAAUUUCAUAAUAAAGACGAUGAUCUCAUAUUAACAUUAGGAAAAAAAGAAUUUUCUCAUUAUGAGCAUCAGAAUGUUUUUGUGAAAAAUAGUGGACAAUGGCUACGUGAAUAUGAUAGAGAGCUGGAAGACUUUGAUGGAAGAUUAUUUGAAUUUCCAAUUAAAUUUGUACCCAGUUAUCCAUUUGAAGAAGAUAUCAAUGAAGGUUCAAAUUAUAUGCAAACAAGAGUACCGGCUUGGUGUGACCGUGUUCUACUGAAUCCUACCGCUAAAAUGCUAGUCCAAGAUAUAUCAUCACCUGAUGCUGUGGAAUAUGGAAUAAUAGGUCCAACAACUUGUAUGGGCGAUCAUAAGCCAGUCUAUUUGAGGGCUAAUCUCAUCGUGGACGAAGGUAUGAUAAACUGCUGCAGCUUGCCGAGUGCACCUGAGUUUUGCUUUCGAGUGCCAAACAAUUACGUGGAAUUGUUAUCCAUGUUGCCUGAUUACAGUAGUUGCGUUAGUGGACGAGUCAAUUAUACGGAUCGUUCAACUAAUCUGUUGCACGCAGCACCCAUUAAGCAUGAUCCUUAUACCCCGGAUAGUAUGGACAGUCCAAGUCCAAAUGCUAUAAUAAUACCUUCGAGUGAUGCUCCAGAUGUAGACAUAGAUAUGAACAAUACGUCUAUGUCACAUUUUGCACAGACGUCGAAUAUCAGACGUUUGGACAGAGCUGUGUCGCCAGCUCUCUUGAAAUCCAAAUUAGAACUAAUCGUUCAGAGUAAAGGACAGGAGACGGACAUGGAUCAAGAUACUAUUGAUAUUAAAAAAAGUCCUAGUGAUUAUUGUCUACAUUCGUGGUCCAAUUCCGAAGAACAACAAUGGACUGCGAGAACGAAUAGAUGUAAUAGCGAUGUAUCCUGGCAAAGAUCCCAUCUGUUAACUGAAGCUUGGAUUCAAGGCAAAGGACAACAAGGAUAUCAUUCUUUUGGAGAUUUCAUCAAUCGAUCAUCCUUAGACUCAACUCCACCGAAUGGUGAGGGUUUGCCUUCAGAUUUAAUUAUACCAAGAAUAUCAAUUAUAAAUGCUAGCAAUUUUGAAUCAAACGAGAGUUCUGUAUACUUACAUGACGAUAAAUAUAGUAAUUAUUCAGAUAAGAAACUGAGCACUUAUUCAGACGACCGAACAAAGAGCUUGAGUGGUGAAGCGUUUAGUUCAGAAAAGUCGGAUGAACUUUGCGAUAAAACAGAUGACGAGAGCAACAGACUGAAUUUGAAUACGAAAAAAAUAGGAAUCAAUGAAAACUUAUAUUUGCAGAAUAUAAGUGAGCUUAUAACAAAACAAGACAAAGAUUCUUGUACAAUGAUAGUUAGUACAAAUCUCUUUCAAACGGAAAAUAAGUUGAGUAAAAUGAACGAAGAGAGAAUAUUUGAAGAUAGAGAGAAACGUUUAAAUGAAAUUAUAGAUACUUUACAAAAUAUAGAAGAUAAUAAUAGCAAAAAUCAGUAUGCAUUAGAAAAAAAUGAUGCAUUGGUUGAUAAUAUUAGUAUUAAAAAUAAAACUAUAAUUUCGGAGACAACAUUAGAAAAUGAACAAACUCCUGAAGUAUUAAAAGACAUUACAGAAACAGUAAGUCAUCUUGGAAUAAAUAGAAUGAAAGUUAAAAAAAUCUUUAUCCCAAAAAUAAAGAAAGAAAUAAAAUUAGAGCAAAAUAAAUGUAAUGAAACAAAUGUAUGUACAAAUGUAAAAGAUAUUGAUACAGGAAUUAAACAAGCUGAAAUAUUAAGGUUUGAUAGCAAAAAUGAAAUAAUAGGAUCACAACAAGUUACAAGAAGCAAUUCUGUACAAAGUCAAAACGAUAAUACAGAGGACAUUAAGUUAAAAGCAUAUAAAUCUGAUGCAGAAAGUUGCAAGGAUAAUAUCAUUAAAAAAGAAAACAUGAUGAACGAGAAGUCCGAAUCUGGUACGAUGUCCAAUUUGAGCAGUCGUGAAAUAUUCAACAAUAUCAAUGACAACCAUGGCAACAACAAUAACAACGGCACGACAACCAUUACAAGAUAUAUUCAUAUUAAACAUGCAGAUUCGUCGGUUAAAAUAUUCCGAGAAACAACCGUUUGAUAUCGAAUUUAUAAUUCAUAUGGAUUUUCCAUGUUAUGGGAAAAUAUUUCAUGAAUUUAUGGUUAUGAAAUUGCGAUGCAACUAAUCCUUCGCAUAGAUUUUAACCACAUCGUUUUUAAAAUAUAUUGAUAACUGAAUAUCAUUAUUAAAUUCGAAUGCUUCGAUUAUCGAUUUUAAUAUAUCGAUUAUACUGAAAGAAUAAUCGUAAAUCAUCAGAUGAAUUUGCGUAUGAAUGAACUUACGUGAUUCACUUAAUUGAAUACGAAAUAACGUAAUACAAUUACAAAACAUUUCGCUUACAACGGAUGAUCGACGUAUAUAUCCGUGCAUACCGUCAGUACGAACUGUUUUUCGCGCGUGUAUAUGAAAGCUUUGGGUAAGUUUACAUGAAACUCAAAAUACACUAUUAUGACCCAUUAAUUCAAAGUACGUCCUAUUGAACUAUACGAUAGAGAUGUUAGCAUAGAUAAAAGAUGAGACUUUUUCGAGAAUUGUUAUUGAGAUGAAAUAUAUAUCACAUGUGCAAUUAUCAUAUUUCAUUUGUUAAAUGUCUUGGUGUUCCUACGCUACAUUCUUUCGAAUAGUUCUUCCUUGUAACGAUAUUUGCGUAAUUAGACGAUCACAUAUAAGAUUCACGAUAGAGAAAACGUUUUCAUGGAAGAUCGUUUGUUGUGAUAUUACCAUGGUACCUCAUUUUGUUGGAAAUCGCGAAAGCUGAAAGAAUAGUAUUGCGCUACGAUUGCUGCCAAUAUCGAUUCCAUUUCACCUUUUGCGAUGUGAUUCAAUUAUAAUCGAUGCGUUAUAUUUUUGAAUUUCGUUGCAAAAAGUUAAUGAGAAUCAUUUGCGAAAGAAUGAUUACGUAUGAGGUAAAAAAGUAGAAAAUAAUCCGUUUCUAUAAUUGAAACCUCGUGCGUAAUAAUUCUGUUGCAAUUCUGUAAUAUGCACGUCAUUUUCUAUUUCUCGACAUUAAUGUCGAGUUCCAUUAAUGAAAAGAUUCCUCUUAUCAGAAAGAAAAUGGCUCCUAUCGUUUAAGCUAAUAAUUUUUUUUUCUUUUUCAUCCUUUUUUUUUUCUUGGCUAUACUAUUGGAUAACAAUAUUUUCAACGCUUAAACAAAUUAUAUAUGUUAUACUAAUCUCUGAUAAUCAAUUUACUCGAAAUACUUCAUUUACCAUAAUAUCUUAAUCCGAUCCAAUUGGACUAAAUUUGUGGGUACAUUCCAUUAGCGUAACCACUAGCUAGGGAACUCAAAGCUUAUGAAAAAUUGUCGAAAGAUACUCGGAUGUCGUUAAUAUAGAAGAUACAAAGUUUAGACGUGUUAGAUAUUAUAUUCGCACGCAACAUAUCUAUAUUUCUCCAUUGACAUGCAUAUGAUAAAUAUAUAUAUAUAUAUAUAUAAAUAUAAAUAUAUAUAUAUAUACUUGUUACAAAUCCCUUGCGGAAAUUUACCGCUAUUUAAAAAUUUUAAUCUUUCCACUGCCCCCUGGUUAUAUCUUUGAUGAAUUCAUAUUUUUCGGUGUUAUAUGGAAAUAUAUAUAAGAAUGUAGUAACACCAUACUUUAUUAUAGAUUAUGUUUGUCUCUUUCGUUAAAUUUUCUAUUAAUUUUAAUAAAGCGAAAAACGAAUAAUUGUGCUUCUACUCGAAUGAAACAAAAGAUUUAUUAAUCUUUUUUGUUUUGUAUUUUCUUUUCUUUGCUUCGCAGAAAAGCGAAAGAAAUUAAUUAUUUUGUAAAAAAGGUUUAUAUCGUUAUACCUCAAAAAAAUUGAGACGUAUACCUACGACUGCUUUUAAAUCCGUUCCAUCUUAUACACUAAUUCGCAUGUGUAACAAUAGUGAUAAAAAUAAGCACGAACAGCUAUUGUCAAUAAUCGUAGAAGCUAAUUUGUUAUCUUCAAUAGUUGUAUUCGUGCUUAUUUAAUGAAAAGUCGUAAUAUUGUUCGAUGACAUACACUCGAUUAUCAUUUUGAUUAUCAUAAUUUCUCGUGUUUUUUUUUUCUUUUUUUUUUUGAUAAUUGUUAUUUGAAAUUAUUGUCUGUUUUGUCAAAGUGUAUGUCAAUGAUAAUUGUAAGCCAUUCCUCGAGUUAGCCAUAAGCUAAUUGAAAAUAAAAUGUACAAUUCGAUGAUUAGAAAUUUUGACGUGGUACCUGAUCUGUUUGACCAACCGUGUAUAACUACAUUGCGAUUGUUUCUCAUACGUAUCUAUUCUGCAGAAUUUCUAGGUAUUUCAUAAGUUAAUAAUAUAUCCUAUAAUUUCUAACAACAAUUCAUAUUACAAUAUUCUCCUUAUGCAAUACCUAGAAUACAUUGAAUUGUACAUUUUAUUUUGUUAAUAUGCAAUAAUUUAAUUAAAUCGAUGUACGUAUUAAUAUACAAUAUAUAAGAUUAAGAAUUUGAUGCUUUUAUCAGACUGGUUUUAGAAUCUUCCGCGCGGGCAAGUUUUUCGAGAAGAUUUUUAAAAGGAUCGUUGUUUAAUUAUCUCGUUAUAUCGAAGAAUUGUCAAUGAAUUCUGCUUUUCUAUAUUUUCAUAGUUUAUAAAAUAGUAGUGAAUAAAACAAAAAAAAAAAAGAGAGAGAGAGAGAGAAAAGAAAAAAUUAAGAUCAAUAAAAAUGAAGAAGCUAGAAAAUAAAAGAGAAAUUUUAAAAUUUUUAAUAAAAAUUCAAUUAUUGAUGAAAUUAAAAUGAAAAUUACACUAUACUAUCGAAAUUCUUGCUUGCUCCGAUACUUUACGAGAAGUUUUAUGAGGAACAUAAUUAUUUCUUCGACGGCAAGUAAACGUUGUACUUUUAUAAAUAUGAAUGUACUUAUAUUUUGUACUGACAGUACCUUGCAAAAGUAUACAUGUAAUAUGUUAAACGAUGAGAUUAUAUUGCGCGUGCACAAUGUGCAUAAAUGUUGUAACUGAUGCGCGUGGUAUAAAUGUUAUGCACGUAUGCAAUACGCAAUAGGGAUAUUUUAAUUUAAAAAGUGACCAAAAAUCUGUUGACAAAAUUAAAUACUCGUUAUAUUGUUUUAUUGAGUCAAAUGUAUAUUAUAUUGUAACACUUAAUUCAUGUAUAGCGUAGAGAAAGAAAAAUAAAAAUGAUCGUUUUACGAUGUGUA